Molecule: messenger RNA, 381 nt
Organism: Phalaenopsis equestris
Lineage: Eukaryota; Viridiplantae; Streptophyta; Magnoliopsida; Asparagales; Orchidaceae
Exons: 3
Source: RefSeq, a predicted model, not a curated record
CUACUGGGCUUGUUGGAUGGCUUGAAAGGAAUAACAACAGAAUCAGUCGCAUCACAGUGUGUUCUUAAAUCAUAUUCAAAUGAAAACAUACAGCUUAUAAACAGAACAGAUAUAAAGCAAAUAGCUCAAUUUACUGCAUAUUUCACAAGUAAUAUUGGUCAACAGCAGUCAUGCAACUUUGCAGCAUUUCUACCAAUGGAAGAAAGAACGCCAUUACAAAAGGCAGAAUGGAUAAAGUACUUGGCUGCUUUCACAAAUUCAGAAGCGCGAGCUAACUUGGUGUAUGAUGCAAUCAAAGGGAACUACAACUGCUUAAGUAAAGCAGCUGCAAAUCUGACAACUCGCUUCAAACCUGUUGUUGCUUGGAUGGAUUACAACGAG